Molecule: messenger RNA, 5866 nt
Organism: Carcharodon carcharias (great white shark)
Lineage: Eukaryota; Metazoa; Chordata; Chondrichthyes; Lamniformes; Lamnidae
Product: septin-8-A-like
Exons: 10
Coding region: 85-1374 (429 amino acids)
Biological process (GO): cytoskeleton-dependent cytokinesis
Cellular component (GO): cell division site; septin complex; septin ring
Molecular function (GO): GTPase activity; molecular adaptor activity; GTP binding
Source: RefSeq, a predicted model, not a curated record
UGGUUGUCCAUGUUGACCGAGCGGGGGAAGGCGGUAGCCGGUGGAGAUACACAGUGGAAGCUCGUACUGCUGCUCGUUCACUAAAUGCAAAUGGAGGCGAAUGAAACAGAGCAGCGGCCUGAGGAGGAGAAGCGUAACCUUAGCCUUGGUGGCCAUGUGGGUUUCGACAGUCUCCCCGAUCAAUUAGUCAGCAAAUCUGUAGCACAAGGCUUCUGUUUCAACAUUCUUUGUGUAGGAGAAACUGGUAUAGGUAAAUCAACGUUAAUGAACACACUGUUCAAUACAAUGUUUGAAAGUGAGGAGGCUACUCACUAUGAGCCAGGUGUUCGAUUAAAACCGCUGAGUUAUAGUUUGAAGGAGACCAAUGUAGAUCUUAAACUGACUGUUGUUAAUACAGUGGGAUUUGGUGACCAAGUUAAUAAAGAGGAAAGCUAUAAACCUGUCGUUGACUACAUUGAUGCACAGUUUGAGAAUUACCUUCAGGAGGAACUGAAGAUCAAGCGCUCGCUGCAUGAUUUUCAUGACACACGAGUUCACGUCUGUCUGUACUUCAUUGCUCCCACUGGUCAUUGUCUCAAAUCAUUGGAUUUAGUCACAAUGAAAAAGCUGGACAGCAAGGUAAAUAUUAUUCCCAUUGUAGCCAAAGCUGACACAAUUUCUAAAAGUGAAUUACACAAAUUUAAGAUAAAGAUAAUGAGUGAACUGGUCAGCAAUGGUGUUCAGAUCUACCAGUUUCCAACAGACGAUGAUGCAGUGGCAGAGAUCAACUCAGCAAUGAAUGCCCAUCUUCCAUUUGCAGUUGUUGGCAGUAUGGAAGAAGUGAAGGUGGGAAAUAAACUGGUGAAAGCUCGACAGUACCCAUGGGGUGUUGUUCAGGUUGAAAAUGAAAAUCACUGUGAUUUUGUGAAGCUGCGAGAAAUGCUGAUUCGUGUUAAUAUGGAAGACCUCCGAGAACAGACACACACACGACACUAUGAGUUGUAUCGGCGAUGCAAGCUGGAGGAGAUGGGGUUCAAAGACACUGACCCUGAUAGCAAACCAUUCAGCCUGCAGGAAACCUAUGAGGCUAAGAGGAAUGAAUUCAUGAGUGAGCUGCAGAAGAAGGAGGAGGAGAUGAGGCAAAUGUUUGUCAUGAGAGUUAAAGAGACUGAGACAGAUCUGAAAGAGAAAGAAAAGGAGCUUCAUGAUCAGUUUGAUCUACUGAAGAAAACACACCAGGAAGAGAAGAAAAAACUAGAGGAAAAGCGAAGAGAACUGGAAGAAGAAAUGAAUGCAUUUAACCGGAGGAGAAUGGCAGCCCAGACACUGCAGGGGCAAUCUUUCCAAGCUGCAGGACAACAGCCAGUCAAGAAAGACAAAGAUAGAAAAAAUUAAAGCUUCAUGCACAUUUAAACGUAUCAGUAUGGGAUUAUUUCUUGUGACCUUAAUAACAUAUAGUUGCAGUCCAAAAAAAGGUCUCUUUCCUCCUAAUUUCCCCAGUCCUGCUCCACCACAAAAUGGACAACAAACAUUCCAAGUCAAAACUCGAGCAGAAAGAGCCAACAUCAAGACCUGUGAAACCUGUUUGGAUGAUCAUUGCAUGAAUUUUGCUUUUCCGCAUGUUUUGUUGCUGUUAUAAAUCCUAAUGUCAUUCCUAUUCAGUCUGACACGUUAUAUCCAAUAUGUUGAAAUCUUCAGAUGAAUUGUUAAAUUUUAUUUUCCAAAAAGCCCUUUAUAAAGCAACAUUGAUAUAGAAUAUAUAUAUUUAAAAUAUUUUUAUAAGGAUCUCUAGCAAAAAAAAGGAUAAGCAUACCAAUAUCAUAUGACAUAAUUUGUCAAAAUUGUAUGCAGCAACCACAAAAUUGUUUUCUUAGCCUUAAGAUUUUAAUCUUGCACCAAAGAAUAUAUGCAAGAUGGAAACAAAGCCAAGCUUCAUUCACAUCAUGUUUUAUAGAUUUGAUUUUCUUAAAAAUGAAGGAUGUUCUUGAAUCUUAAAGUUAGUUUUUAGGGAAAGCUAAAAUGUGCAAUUUUGUGCCAAAUUAUUUAGUCCUGAUUCUUAACUUGAGUGAAAAAUAAUUCUAGCUUUAUAUUCUGAAAUGGGAUCUUAAAAAUAAUUGGACAACUCAUAUGUUUCCUCAUCUACAGUUUGUUGGAUGCUUAUUUUCUUACAUCUGGUACAUUAAAUAAUGGAGUUACACACAAUAUCAGAUGAAACUGGAACUAUUAAGAUAUGGAGAAUUGCCCAUUUUUGGGUGAUGGGCAGGUGUGGGGAGAAGGGACUUUGAAUCCACAGCAAACGCCUGGUUGCGUUUAAUUUUAAUUCAUCUUUUAAUGUUUAAUGGCUUUUUUACUACAGGGUUAUGUGUUCACCAUGUGGAAGAGGUACUGGUAAUGUGUCACUUUGACUUUUCACUCCCUAGAGCAAACUCUUGUAUUUUGCACUUAAUAUAAGAAUGGGUUAAAUGGGCACAUCAGUACAGUGAAGUACUUAUGUGUUUUAUUUUUGAAAAAGUGAAAGAAAUAAUAUUGUAAAUAUCUUGCUUUACACAUACUUCUUUUGAAGCCCUUUACACUUUGAAAAUUGAAAGAGCCCACUGGGUGGAUAGAAUUCACCUUACAUUAGUAGCUGUCUUAUAGUUUUUGUAUGUCAUUAUAUUUUUAGUAAAUUGGAUUGAUCAGUAACUGAAAUGCUGCAAAUAGUAUCACCCUCCCUCUUUCUGGCUUGGAUCAUACUAUUGUGUCUUUCCUCCUGUUUCAUUUUUGAAAUGCAAAAUUUGAGAAGACCCUACCAAAGGGGCAUUUAAAAGGGAUUGUUUAAACUGCAAAAAUCAUUCACAUGAGGAAUGAUAUGAUUUACUAACAAACAUUGAAGUGUUCCUUUUGAGAAAGAGAGCCACUGCAGUAUGCUCAAAUUUUAUGGGUUGGCUAAAUGUUUGUAUGAAGCGAUUGCAGUUUUAGAUUACUUCAAAAUUUGUUUUUUUUUUUCUGAGAGAAAUGAAAUUUCUUUAGCUGAAUAGUAUUACGAAGGGUUGUUUGAAUUGGCUUUUAAAAUGGGCACAAGGAUAGGUUUUUAUUUUGAAAUUAUCCUUAAAAUGCCUUUACUCUGAAAUUGCUGCAGAUUGCACAGGGAAUAUAGCAAGGCUGAAAGGAUUAAUUUGUUGCAAUCACACAACAAAUUGAGAAAAAAAUCUUUUAAACAGAAGUUUUAUUUUGAUGUCUGGUUCAUCUUAAGAAUUGUCUAAUAACUUAUUUUUAAAAUGGAGUGCAUGUAUCCACAGAUUAGCAAAUAAACUUUAAGUGCUUGGCUAGUAUGUCACUUAAUACAUUUCUACAGAAAAUAACGCAGCCCUUUAGUGCAUACACUUACAUGCAUAACCAAAUUAACAGUAGUGUAUUCCCACAAUGAUCAGGGAUUAUAAUUUCUCCAUUCAAUGUCUGUAACUGCAAAGGAUUUGCAUUAGUUAAUAAGAUGGGGGGGAUGUGAUUUAUAGGUCUGUGUCCCAUUUUAUCCCCAGCUCUUUGCAUUUCCAGAAACUGGCUAAACAAAGGCUAUGAGAAAGACUUCACAGUUGUGUAUAUAAACCUCUAUUUGAGAGAAGUAUUCAAUUCACCAGCACCUAUGUGCCUUAUUUCAUGUCUAAAUAAACUCCAAAACUUAUGAUUUGAGGUGCCAAACACAUUGGGAUAAAUCAUGCCCUUUGCUAACUGCCCAUUGCCUAAAGCACAAGGAGCGUGAUUAAUCAUUUAGAAUUAUGUAUUCCCAAUUAGUGGAUUUAGGAUUUUGUGUUGAAGGAGUUUUAUUGUGGAUAACAUCACUGUGCUUUAAAGCAGAGCAUUGGAGGACUUUGUAAAUGCAAUAUUUUCUCACAGUAGAUCACACCAAAAUUAAAUUUGGUAACAACUCUGGUUUACUCUCCAAACAAAUGUGAAUAGAGGUGUAUUUUAACUGGAUAAUACCAGCAGGAUUGUGCUGUAGUGUCUUUCCAUUUCAGUUUCAGUUUGCGAUGUUGAACAGGCUUUGGGUUGCUUAUUAUUUUACUGCUGUGUUUGUUGGAUCAUUAAUUUCUUCAAUGCAAGAGCAAGGUAUGUAAACCACGAUAAUGAGUUACUUCAUUAAAUGUAAGACAAAUCUCUUGCACAUCCAAAGCUGUGAAAUCCUUUUUUAUUAAUGGCAUGUUUCUUCAUUAUUUCUAUUAAAUCAUUGGUAUCGUUCAAAAGGAACAUGGGUAAGGUGAAUAAUCUCAUGAUUUUUAUUCUUCGCUCCUAAACUGCUUGGAGAUUAGUUGACCUAAAAUAUUUAUAGUAAUUAAAAAAUGAGAAGUCAGAGCGGGCUGAUACUCCAUCUUCUGGUAGAAGGAGGAAGAAUUCUGAUUCACAUUUGCAGUUUACCUUAUGCGAUCUCAAGAAAUGCUGUUGGAAGAAGUAGAGAGUGGAGGCCAGGCACAUAAGAGAAUGAGGGAAAAACUUAGCAAACAAGUCACCCAAAGCAACUAAUUCACCUCAUGGCGGCUAAAUAUUGCACAGUGGCAGAGGCCUGGGUGUGUCUUGUUUGUUUACCUGACUUUUUGGGCCAUGAAUGCAGAAGUGGUGACAUCUAGUGGCUAUAAAUGUACCCUCCACUUAUUGCUAUGGAAUGGAUUUCCAAUUAAAGCAUUAGCAUGCUUGAAGAUGCUGCAAUCUCCUAGGUGAAAAUAGAAUUAAACUCAACCGAGGUGACCAUUUCCUAUAGUCCACUAGCUGUUCCAACUCACAGUUGAAGGAUAGCCCCUUGCUUUGAGGUAUCUUAAAGCUUGCUGGCUUUAAUCCCUCUUGAACUCUACCUUAGUCUGAUUUAAUGCUUUCAGCAGAGUAGGUGUUAUGGGGGAAAAUCAGGCUGGAGCAGGGAGGAGGAGAAAUGAUAAACAGCUGCUAUCUAACUUGUGACAUUUUAAAUCUGUCAGCCAAUUGUGUGACUUGCACUGAUCUGAUCUAAUUUGAAUCAAAUAUUUUAUACCUUCAUUUUUGUUUCGGUUUUAGACCAAGGCAUUCCACUUUCAAGUUCCAUCUGAAUUUAUUGGGUUUUUGGGGUCUAAAUGAUGCCCAGUUUGAAACUCUUAGAAAAAAGGAUAUUGUAGCUUUAAUAUCAGUGAUAUGCAAAUGCACGCUGUGCAUUGUCUCUGUUGAAGGUGGAGAGCUUUUUUUUUAAAUGGAUCAGGUUCAUUUCAAGAUGUUAUUUCUCAUUGUGUCAUUGGACCAAGCUAUUCUAAAACACAUUGUAGAGAAACAGGUUUUUUAUGCAUGAUUUCUUAUCAAGGGUGCUUGCUUGAAAUCCAUAAAAUAUUUAUAAAAUGAUAUAUAAUUUUAUAUUAAGUAGACAUUAGAGUUGAGCAAUGUAUUGUUCUAAAACAUUUUGCAUACAUUACAAUUGCUAAUAUUAUCACUUGAAACUGUAUCACUCCAUAGUAUUCCAGUUCAUUGUAAUUUUUCAUUUUUACCUUUUUGUUUGGUGUGCUUUUGUAAUUCUUCUGUUACUUUUAGCCACUGUAAUUCUGUGUACCUGUUAGUUUGCUCAGGUCAUGUGCUUUUGUGGAACUUUUGUACAUUGUACUUGAACAAUCCUUUUAUUGUUCAUUGUGUGACAAUAUUGCACUGACAUCUACCAUUGAUUAUUGUCUUUUUAAUUAUAUUCUACCAUUUCAAUUAGUUAUCCAUUUUACGCAAAUAUAUUGUGCCCAUCUCUAAUUUUAUGACUUGGUUAAAAACUGAUAUGCAUACACCAAAAUCAAAAUGGUUAUUUCUGUGUCGGAUUAGUAUAAAUUGUCCUUUAAAUGUCCUGGUUUUUAUUUUCAUUAUUUGCUUCAUACUGUUUAUCAUUAAAUGUUAAUAAAUCAUUUGUUUUUGAGAUUUA